UUCCCGCUAGAGCGGCCGUUCCGGCGGGCCCCGGGGCAUGCCGGGAUGGGGCCGCCUCUCGCUGACCUCUGCCGGGCCGCCAUGGCGGCGCUGCCGGUGGUUCUGCUGCUCGCGGUGAUGGCGGCGGGAGGCGGCGCGGGGCCCGUCUGGGACGCGGCCGGGUACCUGCUCUACUGCCCCUGCAUGGGCCGGUUCGGGAACCAGGCCGAGCACUUCCUGGGCGCCUUGGCCUUCGCCCGCGCCAUCAACCGGACCCUGGCCGUGCCGCCGUGGAUCGAGUACCGGCACCACCGCCCGCCCUACACCAACCUGCAUGUCCCGUACACCGAGCACUUCAAGCUGGAGCCGCUGCGCCGGUACCACCGGGUGAUCAGCCUGGAGCAGUUCAUGGAGGCGCUGGCCCCCGUUCACUGGCCUCCCGGCAAGCGAGUGGCUUAUUGCUUUGAGGCGGCGGCCCAGAGGAGCGCGGACAAAAGCACCUGUCCCAUGAAGGAUGGAAAUCCGUUUGGUCCCUUCUGGGAUCAGUUCCAAGUGGACUUUGAUAAGUCCGAGCUCUUCAAGGGAAUUUCCUUCAGUCCUGCUUACAAGGACCAUUGGAUCCAAAGGUUUUCGCCAUCUGAGCACCCUGUACUGGCCUUACCUGGAGCUCCAGCCCAGUUUCCAGUCUUGGAGGAGCACCGGCCCCUCCAGAAGUUUGUGGUGUGGUCUGACGAGAUGGUGAAGAAAGGAGACUCGUAUAUCCACUCGCUGCUGCUCCGGCCCUACGUGGGGAUUCACCUGCGGAUCGGCUCGGACUGGAAAAACGCUUGUAACAUGUUGAAGGAUGGGACAGCCGGGCCGCACUUCAUGGCCUCGCCACAGUGCGUGGGCUACGACCGCAGCGCCGCGGCCGCGCUCACCAUGGACAUGUGCCUGCCUGACCUGCGCGAGAUCCAGCGCGCGCUCCAGCUCUGGGUGGAGAAGACUGAAGCCAAAUCUGUUUAUAUCGCCACUGAUUCUGAGCCCUACACGACAGAGAUACAGAAGUUCUUCCAAGGGAAGAUCAAGGUCGUGAGCCUGCAGCCAGAAGUGCCUCAGAUUGAUUUGUACAUUCUUGGCCAGUCUGACCAUUUCAUCGGGAACUGUGUCUCUUCGUUUACUGCCUUUGUGAAAAGAGAGCGUGACGUGCAUGGAAAACCCUCUUCGUUUUUUGGCAUGGACCACCCCCCAAGGUUACGGGAUGAGUUCUGACCAGAAGAGCAGCAGGCUCUGUAGUUCUCAGGGCUCUGCAGCUCUCGCGGCUCUGAGCUGGUGUCCUGAGUGUUCUCCUGCCCACGGAGCACACCGACAGUUUGUGGGUGCUCCACACGGACGGUUCUAGACUCUUCUGUCUGACUUCUGUAUUUCCAGCACGAGGUCAGACAGAAAAUAGAUUUUAAAUCGUGUCUUUUUAUAGGAAACGGUAAACUAUGUAUAGUUUUUAAGAGAUAGUUGAUGUAGCUCUCCAUUUUCUCUGUUUGGGGUUCGCCAGCAAUCGUGGCGAAGCAGCUGCUCACAUUCCUCUUCUCCAUUUUAAAUUUUUUUUUCCGUUAAAUUUAAAUUGUACUUGGAGAUGUCAUGGAGCUUCUUGUCCAAAACUGACCACAAGCUCUUUUCAAGUACGAAGUAUUGUCAGGAAUAUCACAGUCCCUGGAAAGGAAUACAAGGUAAAGCUCUGUACUGGAAACGAGACCUGGCUUUUAUUGAGAGCCACUGGUGCCUUACUGGGCCCACGUCACCUCAGUGCCUUGGUUUCUGUUCCCCUGUCAGAAGAGAUAAGAGUUCUGCUUGGCUGUGGGGCACCUGGAUCCCUUCAGCGGUGCUACUGAAGUGCUGGGGGACAGGUUUUAAUGUGGCAGCUGCUUCUUCACCCCAUCCUUGUCUGGAAUGGGGGGAAGGUGUCUGCAGGGACAUGGGGAGAUCUGUCACAGCUGGUGGAGAGUUGGAGAAUUGUGGCUUGUAGCUGUUGGUGUCAGGUGGAUCUGGGUGGUAGGGAUGAAACUGGUGUAGAGCUGAGACUCAAAGUAGCAGUAGUGGGGUUGGUGUACGUCGUGCCUAGGUCCAUGUUAGUGGUUUCUGUUUUCUUGUUUGUUUUUGUACUUUGUAAAAUAACCCAUCUGACAGCAAAACCCCUAGCUGGGGGCUGGUUCCUGGCGAAGGGAACCAUUGGGAGUGUUUGAUGGUGAAACGGCAGCUCAAAAACCUUCCUGUGGCCCAGUGUGAUUUGAUGCUGGUAACACUGCUAAUCCUGAUGUGGUGAGUCUCGACUGAUGACUUUUGGUAUGCCUGUGUUUUUUAUCUUUUUGUCCAAAGACUGAGUACAGAACUUAUUGUUCCUGUUUUUAAAACGUCAGUGAGGUGGGGCUGGCUGCCCCUACUGUGUUGCUGCAGGGCUUUAAAUGUCUUUUUGUGGAUUUUCCCUCCUUGGAAACUCCUGAGCUCUGCGGGGCUCAGGGCACAAGGGGGCUCCAUGAGGGGCAAAGUCUCAUCCUGUGUCUCCUCAGCGCUGCCUUCCAGAAAUCACAGUGUUUGUUGGGUCAUGGUCUCUGGCUGUGUCCCUGCACGGUUUGGUGGUUCCGGGUCUCUGUCCAUGUCCCUGCACAGCCCUCGGUGGUUCCCUCAGCCAUUGGGACGGCCGUUCCGCCUGGGUUUGAGAAGACAGUCUGUUAAGAGAAAAUGUUUUAAUUUGUUUUUUUAAACUCGGUAUUUUUUGUAAUAAUAAACCCCUGAUUUUGUAUUCA
Messenger RNA from Columba livia (rock pigeon), 2759 nucleotides. It is a transcript of the gene POFUT1, whose product is annotated as protein O-fucosyltransferase 1. The transcript has 7 exons. NCBI's taxonomy places the organism in Eukaryota, Metazoa, Chordata, Aves, Columbiformes, Columbidae. Gene Ontology annotation, molecular function: peptide-O-fucosyltransferase activity. Gene Ontology annotation, biological process: protein O-linked glycosylation via fucose; regulation of Notch signaling pathway; Notch signaling pathway. The coding region runs from base 46 to 1230 and encodes 394 amino acids. Gene Ontology annotation, cellular component: endoplasmic reticulum. The record is from RefSeq and is a predicted model, not a curated record.